UAUGUCAAAUGUCUCUCAUAGAAAAUAAUAUAAUUUUUAUUAAAGUAUAUAAUUGAUUUUCUUAUUAAUCAUUGGCAAUUAUUAUUUAUAAAUACAGGAAAAUCUGGUUUAAUUCUUUAUUAACCAUUUCGCAAUUAAAGUUGCUAUGAUUAUUUCCGCCGUUCGCAUCUAACCCUACAAGAAUGUCAAUUGUUUAUAUUAGUGUUUAUGUUACUAAUAUCUAAACAAUUUUUAAUAUUUGGUUAUAUGAGAUUCUUUCUAUCAAAGUGCAGAAAAAUGGGAAACAUCAGCUUUCAGAAACUCUUUCUUCUACAUUAACUAUUAAGUAACAUGUUAAAGGGAAAUCAAAGGUGCAAUGGGAUUUUGCCCUCGAUAACGAGUAGUAUAGAUGAGCACACUGAGACAAAAGAAUUCAAAUUUUUGUAUCUACAAAAUAAUGAAUCGAACGAGAAAAUUGGCAGUAAUUCCGAAUUCUUUAGUAAUAAAAACGCUUUAGUUACAUCUCACUAUGAUUUACAAAAUUCCGUUAGUUCUACACAUGUACCAAAUCAGAAUGUAGAACAGAAACAUUCACACAGUAUUAUAGGUUUAAGUAAAAAAAUUGAUAAUAAAAUAAAUAGUUUAAAAUCUUCUUCAAAACAUCGAUUGAAGCAUAAUGCCAGUACUUACCACGAGUCAUUACAACGGAUAGGUGGUGGCGAUGCUUGCUAUAAUCAUUACCAACAACAGUGGUUCAGUAGUAGUUUAGAGCGAUUAAAAUUAGAAGACAAAUCACGUGAAGAACGCUUAGAAAUUACAAGGUACGAACUGCAAAGGCACUUGAAACAAAUUUUACGGAGUAAUCUGGGAAGGUGGGAUCUUCACGUUGACAAUUUGUCGAAUAGGCGGACAUGUAGUUCACACCAAGUGUGUCAUACGAAUUUGGGAUAUAAUAAAUUAGUGUCGCCGCGUUACUGUUGUGUUGAUAAAUGUUGUCGACAGGCGUUGCCCUGUUCAAAGUAUUGCACGCUGCAUAUCAUGAGUAAUUCUGAUCAAGUUCUCUUCAAUUACUGUACAGCUAAGUUUGCCGAUAAUACGCAAUGCUCCGUUCCAGUUUUGGAUAUCACUCAUGAACUUCCAUUAUGUACAGAACACGCAAGGAA
Messenger RNA from Photinus pyralis (common eastern firefly), 1142 nucleotides. RefSeq names its product INO80 complex subunit D-like. The record is from RefSeq and is a predicted model, not a curated record. Lineage: Eukaryota; Metazoa; Arthropoda; Insecta; Coleoptera; Lampyridae. Gene Ontology annotation, cellular component: nucleus.